AUGAGCUCCUACCUGGAGUACGUGUCCUGCGGCAGCACCGGAGGCGCUGGGGACCUGCUCAGCUUCGCGCCCAAGUUCCGCCACGCCGAUGCCCGGCCGGUGGCCCUGCAGCCUGCCUUCCCACUGGGCAGUGGCGACGGCGCCUUCGUCAGCUGCCUGCCCCUGGCCGCCGCCGGACCCGCGCCUUCACCACCGACCACCCCCGCGCCGCCCCCUGCCGCGCCACCGUACGUGCCGUGUACUCUUGAAGGUGCCUACGAACCGGGCACCGCACCUGCCGCGGCUGGGGGCGCAGACUACGCCUUCCUGGGGCCUGGACCCGCGUACGACUUCCCGUGCGCGCUCGGGCGGCUGGCGGACGAUGGCGGGGCGCACGUCCACUACGCCACCUCGGCCGUCUUCUCGGGCGGUAGCUCCUUGCUCCUCAGCGGUCAGGUGGAUUACGCGGCCUUUGGCGAGCCCGGCCCCUUCCCGGCGUGUCUCAAAGAGCCCGCCGACGGCCACUCCGGGGCCUUCCAAACCGCGUCCCCGGCCCCUGGCGCCUACCCCAAGUCCGCCUCCCCAGCCUCCGGCCUCCCCGCCGCUUUCAGCACGUUCGAGUGGAUGAAAGUGAAGAGGAACGCCACUAAGAAAAGCAAACUCUCGGAGUGUGGGGCUGCUAGCCCCUGCAGCGCGAUCCGCACGAAUUUCAGCACCAAGCAACUGACAGAACUGGAGAAGGAGUUUCACUUCAAUAAGUACUUAACUAGAGCCCGACGCAUCGAGAUAGCCAACUCCUUGCAGCUGAAUGACACCCAAGUCAAAAUCUGGUUCCAGAACCGCAGGAUGAAACAGAAGAAAAGGGAGCGAGAAGGACUUUUGCCCCCCGCCACCCCUGUGGCUUCCCUCCAACUUACCCUCUCAGGCAAGAACCCGGGGAGCCCUUCUCAUGCCCAAGAGCCCUCCUGA
Messenger RNA from Molossus molossus (Pallas's mastiff bat), 948 nucleotides. It is a transcript of the gene HOXD1, whose product is annotated as homeobox D1. Bases 1 to 948 code for a protein of 315 amino acids. The transcript is spliced from 2 exons. Gene Ontology annotation, molecular function: DNA-binding transcription factor activity, RNA polymerase II-specific; RNA polymerase II cis-regulatory region sequence-specific DNA binding. The record is from RefSeq and is a predicted model, not a curated record. Gene Ontology annotation, cellular component: nucleus. Lineage: Eukaryota; Metazoa; Chordata; Mammalia; Chiroptera; Molossidae. Gene Ontology annotation, biological process: regulation of transcription by RNA polymerase II.